AUGGACAGCUCGCACUCUUAUUCACACUCCAAGUCAGGUUCUUCCUCAACCUCGUCCUCAAACACUUUCCACAAACGCGUCUCUACAGCCUGCCUGGCAUGCAAAAAAUCAAAACGCAAGUGCUCCGGCACCCCGCCUUGCACAAACUGCACUACCUUCCACAGAACCUGCAUCUUCGACGAAUCCCUGGACCAACGCCGCCGUGUCGCCGCAAAGCGCACAGCAGAUGAACUCUCCUACCACCGUGACCUGCUCAACGACCUCUUUCAACUCGUCCGCUCAGCCGACGAACCCAAAUCCCAGGUCCUACUCGACCUCAUUCGACGAAAUGCACCACCUCACGAGCUUCGCUCGUAUAUCGAUACAACGCUCGCAGAUCUCGGAAAACACAAUGACCCGGAAACAGUCGCGAAACUCGAAGACGUGAAAAGUAUUAUUAACGUCCAAGACCCCGCUCCGGCGUUCAGGAGUAAGGUUAUGGAUAUUCAUUACCUUUGUGAUGAGGCUACUAUUAAGGUGCCCGCACAUCCGUGGACGACCGUGACUAGUGAUGCGGGUCUGGUGAGCCAUCUUGUUUCGCUUUAUUUUACGUGGGAUUAUCCCGUCCAUGCGUUUCUCGACGAGGGGGCUUUUCUCAGGCAUAUGGUGGCCGGUGAUCCGAGUUCGAGGUUUUGCAGUCCGUUUUUGGUGAAUGCGUUGUUGAGUAAUGCUUGUUAUUUUUCGGAGUUCUCGGAGGCAUAUGUCGUUCCCGGGGAUAUUUCGUCGAAGGGGUGUGCUUUUCUUGCCGAGGCGGAGAGAUUGAAGGGGGAGUUGCAUGCGCAGCCGACUUUGGCUUCGUUGCAGGGGACGCUUUUCAUGUAUGAACGAUAUGCCAUGUCCCGAAAUGACGAUCUCGGCUAUGCCACGCUUCAUGAGGCAAUUCGCAUGGGCGAAGCACUGGGGCUGAUCGGUAAUAAAGGUCCGCGCAUUGCCCCGGAGCACCUGUCGGAGGAUAUGGACUCUUCGUGCCGGCGGACGGCUUGGGGGUUGUUUCACAUCGAUACGUGGGUUCUACCGUACAUGCCUUUCGAAGGUCGGCCUUCGUUCGUGACUGACUGGAAUAGGAUGGUCCAUACUGGCUUCCUGAGACCCUGUCUCAUCUCCCACGUCAACAUGCCUCUUCCCGAGCGCAACCGGCUGGAAGACCAGUGUGUCUGGAGACCCUAUCCCACGCACCGGGAAACACGCCCGUCGUAUUUGAGUCUGUACUUUGAUGAGGCGUGCAAGCUAUCCACGAUUGCGCGCGAUAUAUCGCGCAGUAUGUUUGCAGAUGGACGACUCAGUAUCGAUGAGUUCGAAGUGCAUCGGCAGAGUCGGGAGGUGCUUUAUGAGCGCUUGAAUCGAUGGCAUGAUCUUUUGCCCGAGGCAUUUGAGGAUAGAUUUAAGCCGCCGCCGCAUGUUAUUUUGUUGAAAAUGCGACAUUAUGCUCUCACCAUCAACUUGUUCAGCUGUAUUUCUGACCAAGAAUCGACCACGGAAGCCCCCAAAACACCCGAAAGCCCUCCUCAACAAACUUCCGAGUCCAAAUACAACGCAUGGGAAGUCACUCAGGUUGCCGCCCACGGCAUCGCGUCACUUACACGACUACUUCGGCGUGAAUACGGCGUCAGUCGCGCGCACCAUUUCGCAAUGUACGCGAUCAACCUCGCGCUGUUCACCAUGCUGGAACAGGAAUCCUUCGACGUCCUCGAUCCGGACUUCCUCUCGCUCGCAAGUGCAUUCUCCGUCGUGGCCAGCCGGUCGGCGCUGGGUCGCAACCUCUUUCACAUCUUCCGACAGUCUGUACGAGCCAAGGCUCAAGGAGACCGGAUCCGCGACUCGGACUCUAUCACCGAUGAUCUCAAGGAUCUAUUCGACGAGGAGUCCUCGAACGAAGGUCAUAAUCGAUUUGACGAGUAUGCGGAUGGUCUUGAAAAGCUCAAUCAGGACAAAAAGUACCACGGCAUUGGGGAAGACGGGCAGAGUCUCCAGGAUUAUCCCGGCCUUGGCCUUUCGGACAUGCUCGAUCGCUACGAAAGUCUGAGUCUUGGCAAAGACAACGUGCUCGCUGAGCGACACCACCCACCUGGCUGCUGA
This is a messenger RNA of Penicillium cinerascens, 2115 nucleotides long. Its product is annotated as Zn(II)2Cys6 transcription factor. The record is from RefSeq and is a predicted model, not a curated record. Gene Ontology annotation, biological process: regulation of DNA-templated transcription; DNA-templated transcription. The transcript is spliced from 4 exons. Lineage: Eukaryota; Fungi; Ascomycota; Eurotiomycetes; Eurotiales; Aspergillaceae. The coding region runs from base 1 to 2115 and encodes 704 amino acids. Gene Ontology annotation, molecular function: DNA-binding transcription factor activity, RNA polymerase II-specific; DNA binding; zinc ion binding.